AUGGUGCUCCGCAAACAGCCCCCACCUCGCCUUGAGAAUCUUAACAAAGGGAAUGCUCGCCCGGCCACGCGUUCCCCAACCUCACCGUCCUCCGCCUCAUCUAACCGUCGGCGCUUAAACCGAAUUCCCUCCCAAGAAUCCAUCUACUCUCCCGACCUCAACACAUCUCCAGCUUUCGACCUAAUGCCGUUGGAAGAAGCUCAGAGAUCUCCGGUAGGCUCGCCUACAACUCAUCCACCGAAUUCCUGGCCAGGAAACAGAGACGAUCGAACAAUCCAUAAUAGAUCCAACUCAGAAACAUAUCCGGGAGGUCCAAUUCAAAAGAUAGAACGAAUACCAGUGACUCUCGUAUCGGGUUCAUCACAAAUGGCGGACACCAAUCAACAAUCUAUGCCAGAGAGCAUUGAGGUAACGGCUGGGGAGAUACCGGUACAACUACGAUCGAACAAUCCAUUUUUGAAACCAAGACCCCCAGUACCAUCAAAAGACACGGGGGACGUACAUGAUUGGAAUCGCCAUUCAAAUGCGACGACCAUUAGUGAUCCCUUGAGCCAAACGGAUGGGUAUAUCCCCAUGACAGCCAGACUAUCCCUGUUAGACGCAGAAGAGCAGGAGUCACCAUGGCCAGACCACGAAAUAUCUCAUCCAGAAGGUCACCGGGCAGUGACGAGCGAUCUGCCUCAUGCUCAAUCGCCACGGGGAUCCCAGCAUUCAAUUGAGAUCUCAGCCGCCAAGGAGAUUUAUUUCCAAGGACGAAAGAGUAAUACACACACUCCAAUGGUAGUUGUGCAACCUUCUGAUUCAACGAACAAUUACUUCCACCUUCAACCACCCUACUCGCAUGGUAGAUUGGGCUCCGACGCGAGCGCUCACUCUCCUUCUGCCUUUUCUAGUGCAACCUCAGCAACUUCCCACGAACUGAUCGACAUUGAUCCUCACGAAAACCUUGAAGUGGAAAAUGAGUCCCAGAGGGCGGCGUCGCCAAUCCACUUUGACUCAAAGUUGGAACCCGCAAUGCUAGACAUGCCAGCAGCACCAGCAAUUCCGUCAACCCCACAACAGGCCCAGGAUGACACGCCAGCUCAGGCAUUACAAAUCCCGAGCGUCAAGCUUACUCCUGCGGAGGAAGCAAUGCAACAAGAGCAGCGCUCAGAGACGUACUCCAUUCGACAAAUUGAUUGGAUGGACCGGACAGGGAAUAUGCAGCAGUCUCCUAUCCUAGUCCAAAACAAUAAUGGGCCUUGUCCACUACUUGCGCUUAUAAAUGCAUUGGUAUUACGAGCAGCUCCAUCGACCCAGACGCCGAUUGUGAAGGCCUUGCGCACCCGUGAACAAAUUUCGCUGGGGCUAUUGAUUGAGGCGCUAUUUGAAGAGUUGAUUACCCGCCUAGGCCCCGAUGACGAAUUUCCAGACAUCGAGGCGCUCUCUCGAUUUCUUACAAUGCUGCAUACAGGUCUGAACGUCAACCCUCGCCUGAUACUGGACACAGCUGAUUCGCUUGGCACAUUUUUACAAACCCCCGACCUUCAGCUCUACAGUACAUUCGGUGUUCCUCUGAUUCAUGGUUGGCUUGCAUCGUGGUCAAGCCCAGCUCAUGCGGCCAUGACAAGGGUCGCACAAUAUCAUGAAGACAUUCAAUUGUUGCAUUUCCGCAAGGAAGAACUCGAAGACUGGGUGAUGAGAGGAGAAUCACUGUCUCCUGAGGAAGAACAAAAAAUGAGUGACAUACAAGCCAUUCAAUAUUUUGUGGACAUUGAGAAUGCGACACAGCUCAGCCCAUUUGGGUUGACACAAUUGAGUACACGGCUGGCUCCAGGCUCAGUAUCCAUCUUCUUCCGCAAUGACCAUUUCUCUACACUCUACAAACAUCCUGAAUCCCACCAGCUUUUCAUGCUGGUAACUGAUGCCGGCUAUGCAAACCAUGCCGAAGUGGUAUGGGAAUCUCUUGUUGAUGUGACCGGGUUCAACUCCGAGUUUCUCGCUGGUGACUUCCGUGCUGUCGGCCAGGGCCCUUCGGGAUCUGCAGGCCCAGCUGAUCUCCGUACAUCAAGUGCUCCACCGGCUACUGACCUUGCCUCAGCGACUGAGUCUACCGGCAGAUUUUCACCACAGGAACAAGCUGAUGCAGACUAUGCAUACGCCCUUUCGCUUCAGUUCCAAGAGGAGGAACAGCGCGAGAGAAGAAACAGCCAACAAAGGAGCAGCAGUCAGCAAGGGAGCAACGACCAGCAAAACAACCAGCAAGGAAACAACCCCCGCAACUCAGGGCCUAUUCGCUCUCCUAAUUCGUCGAACAUUCGGAUGAACAACCCACCAAAUAGAACAUCCAGUAUGGCAAAUCCCGUGGGUAUUCGACCGGCACGGCAACCACAGCCACAGCCACAUAGCGACCCAGACCCUGAUGAUCCCAAUGCGCCACCACCUCCUUACGAAGCCGCGAACCGGCCACAGUACUCGCAGCCUGCGAGGAGGCCUCCUUUUACGGAAUUCCCAAGCGAAUAUUCUUCAAACCAAUAUCCCGGGAAUCGAAACCAACGGAAUAGUCGUUAUUCCAGCUAUGGGAACCGACCAGACUCUGAACGAUACAAUCCCAAUCAGAGGAAUAAAGAUUGCAUCAUGAUGUGA
Messenger RNA from Penicillium odoratum, 2625 nucleotides. RefSeq names its product MINDY family deubiquitinase. The transcript is spliced from 3 exons. Lineage: Eukaryota; Fungi; Ascomycota; Eurotiomycetes; Eurotiales; Aspergillaceae. Gene Ontology annotation, molecular function: K48-linked deubiquitinase activity; cysteine-type carboxypeptidase activity; cysteine-type deubiquitinase activity. The record is from RefSeq and is a predicted model, not a curated record. Bases 1 to 2625 code for a protein of 874 amino acids. Gene Ontology annotation, biological process: protein K48-linked deubiquitination. Gene Ontology annotation, cellular component: cell periphery; cytosol.